This is a messenger RNA of Chanos chanos (milkfish), 3045 nucleotides long. RefSeq names its product SUMO specific peptidase 7b (gene senp7b). Gene Ontology annotation, cellular component: nucleus; cytoplasm. The record is from RefSeq and is a predicted model, not a curated record. Gene Ontology annotation, molecular function: SUMO-specific endopeptidase activity. Lineage: Eukaryota; Metazoa; Chordata; Actinopteri; Gonorynchiformes; Chanidae. The transcript has 23 exons. Gene Ontology annotation, biological process: protein desumoylation; proteolysis. The coding region runs from base 19 to 3015 and encodes 998 amino acids.
UUGACAAUAAAGCUCCACAUGGACACGUCAAUGAUGGGUAGUCCAUUUAAAAUCCCUAAGAAGAAACAGUCAUCAGAUCACACCAGUGCUGAAAUGCUGUCACCUCUCUUGUGCCUUCAGAAUAGCAGUUCCUAUAAGGCACAGUGGAACCAAGGCAGUUUCAGCAGGAAAAACUCCAAAGACUCCAGUUCUCUGAAUGGAAAAGCACUAUCGAGUCAGGGACAGAAAUCUGAUACAAAAGCUGAAGGAGAAUCGUUGGUCCUGACAAACUCAGUGAGGACAGAUAGAGGGCAGAGCUCUGGGACUAAUGGGAACCUUGACAUCUCAAAGGGAAGCCGGACUUCAGCCAAGCACGCGCCGGCCACAGCAGACGGGCUCAGGGUCACAGAGGACCAGCGUAGAGGUAGAGGAUCACGUGACGACAAAUCGCUCAGUCCGAGAACAUGGCUCGCCCAAAGUUCACCAAAAUUAAACAGGACUCCAAGCAAGAACCAGCAAGUUCACAACAGUCAAGCUCCCUCUUCAGAGACAAGAUUCUCCAACACACAGAACAGAUGGAGGCCCAAAAGAGCAUCAGAUACCCUCUGCCAGGCUGAGGCGGAAGAGGACAGUUGUGCCCCUCCCUCUAUGAAAAGCAGUCAAGGUCAAGAGGAAAAUUCUGAUUGCAUGGAGAUGCAUGGGCCUUGUCUAAUGGAGAAGAACAAGACUAGACAGCACCAUUGUCCAGAGAGGAGUUCCUUGAAGCCUGGGUCUAUUGUACAGAGAACAUUUGGGAACGGGAGAAACGCGGAAGGCCGCGACGAAAAACUCAGAGAUAGCGAGGAUGACCCGUCCGAACGGAGCGCGGAGGGGGACGUGCCACGCAAGAAACAGAAAAGUCUGGCCGAAAACCCGCAGGCUGCACCCUCUGGAGCCGUGAAAAACGACUCUCAAGCCUCAGCGUCAGCCCCCAAAGAAAAAAGCAAAGAGGGUGAAGCUCUUGGGACGAAGGCACUCCGAAGCCCCAGUGCCUCUGACUGCAGGGACAUCGAAAGGAUGAGGUCUCUGAGAUCCCGGGGCCUCUGCAGUGCAAACAAAAGGCCCAGGCCAAGCUCCUCUGAACCUAUUGUGCUGUCCAGUGAUGAUGAGAUGGAUGAGGGAAGAGGCAGUGUCAGUACACCUGCCCGUCCAAGCACUCAACAGGAUCCUGAGAGAAGCAAAGCACAGAAACAGCUGGAGACAGAUGGACAGAUGGACUCUGAGGCCGCACAGGUAGGGCAGGCUCUGACCUGGAUAGAAGGUCGGCAGGGGGACCUUGAGGAGGAAAGUCAAGACUCCAGAGCUGGAGAGAGAAGAUCAGACAACGCAUACAUGCCGCCCUCCAUAAUGGAACUGUUGUUCUCUGAGCUGCACGUAGGCCAGAUAAAAGCACGGGCCAAUGGAACCAUUGUGAUCACAGAUGAAGGCAUCUCCAUACCAUUGAAAGAUGAACGGAGUGCGACGGAAGUGCCCGUUACGAUAGUGCCCUCUCAGCUCCAUUGGUAUGGUAUUUGGGACGGAGGCCUGGCCAAGGCCGGCGCUCUGUUAAGUGCCUGUGAUGAGCCUCUACCUUCCCUCCUUUUCCUCAGCGUGUCUGAAUCUCAGGCCAAGCUACUACAGACAGAACUCUCACAGAUCUGCACCGUAAACCAUCCAGGUCAGGCUUGUCCCUUCCUACUCCUGGUCCUAACCGAACGUUUAGAGGACUCGCAGGCCGCUCGCCUGGUGUCUCUAAUGGACCUCAUAGGCCUCUGUACUGGAAACUCGGGCCUGGAAAGCCCCCUCUCAUGGGCAGAGGGUCUAAAUCUAAUCCGUCGCCAUGGCCGCAGUGCCCAUUUGCUCUCUCUCCUGGGUCAGGAACCCUCCAAAACCACCAGUAACCUCCGGCCACACGCUGAAGCCAGGCCGAACCACUCAGGCCUUGUUCCGACAGAGGGUAGCCCAGCCAGAUUCAGUGCCAGAGGAGCUCAGAGUAAAAAUGCAGCUGGAGGCUUCGGCACCAGGUCCAAACCCAGCAGGUCUGGUUCUGCCCAGAGUCUCUGCAAACAGCAGAGUUUGCCACGCAGGUUGAUACAGUUCCCUCCACCCCCCGCCAAAGGUGGCAUCACUGUGACGACAGAAGACCUCGAGUGUCUCAACAGCGGCGAAUUCCUUAACGAUGUCAUCAUUGACUUCUACCUCAAAUAUCUGCUCUUGGAAAAAGCAGACAGGAAGAUUGCGGAGAGAUCCCAUGUCUUCAGCAGCUUCUUCUAUAAGCAACUUACGCGCAAGGACAACAGCGAGGAGGCGUCCGGCGCUGAGGCUCAGUACAGACGUCACCUGAGAGUGAGAACGUGGACCCGUCAUGUGGACAUCUUCAGCAAGGACUAUGUAUUUGUGCCUGUUAAUCAAGAGGCUCAUUGGUACCUGGUGGUCAUCUGUUUUCCCGGCCUGGAGCAGCCUCAGACCGUUGAGUUAAGAAACCCGCUCUCGGUGGAGGAUACUGGGGUCAAGAGAAAACUCCAGCCCCAGGCUAAGUGCCAAGGGAGUGCUGAUGGAUCUAGGUCAAAGGUCAGACACCAUGCCCUGGGGUCAUACAGUCCUCCGGACUGCACUCUGCAGGGUUGCCAAAGACAGACAGUGUGCAGAAGACCCUGUAUUCUUGUCAUGGACUCUUUGAAGCUGUCCUACCAUGAGCGUAUGUACAAGCUGUUACGGGAAUACCUGCAGGUCGAGUGGGAGGUUCGAAAAUCGACUCCCCGCCACUUCACCACAGACAGUAUAAAGGGAAGCCUAUGCCGUGUUCCACUUCAGGACAACAGCAGUGACUGUGGUCUAUACCUACUGCAAUAUGUGGAGAGCUUUCUACAGAACCCAGUGGUGCACUUCGACCUCCCCAUUCGGCUGGAACACUGGUUUCCACGACAACAAGUCAGACGGAAACGGGAAGAGAUUAGGAAGCUGGUCUUACAGCUGUACACAAUCCAGGAGGGUGGAGCUGAGACCAGCGGUAGGUAACACCAUAGCAACGCAGCAUGCACUGUCAAG